This is a messenger RNA of Xyrauchen texanus (razorback sucker), 3362 nucleotides long. RefSeq names its product inward rectifier potassium channel 2-like. The transcript has 2 exons. Gene Ontology annotation, molecular function: inward rectifier potassium channel activity. Gene Ontology annotation, cellular component: plasma membrane. The record is from RefSeq and is a predicted model, not a curated record. NCBI's taxonomy places the organism in Eukaryota, Metazoa, Chordata, Actinopteri, Cypriniformes, Catostomidae. The coding region runs from base 1001 to 2284 and encodes 427 amino acids. Gene Ontology annotation, biological process: potassium ion import across plasma membrane; regulation of monoatomic ion transmembrane transport.
GUGAGUACACGAUGACAGAUUUUUCAUUUUUGAGUGAACUAUCCUUUUAAAGCACUGUAACUAUCAAUCAGUCAGUCAAAAAAAACAUGUAAACAUGAAGAUACACCAACAUAAUAAGCACAUUUCUGAAGCUUUAUACAGCAUAUUAUGUAAUGGGGGGAAACCUGUAUGAAGAUAUUAUACUUGUAACGAUGUGUUUGGAUUCAAAUUAAUUAUUAUCAACAACAUGUAAAUGACACAUAUACUCAGUCCUCAAUGAUAUGUUUAUAAUCAAAGGAAAAGUACGAUAUAAGCACGUACCAAACUGCAAAAACCUACGUAAAAUCGUGAAUUGCCAAUUUAUUUACUUGUCUGUGUAUUACCCAAUGGAUUUACUUGAAAACUAGACAGAUUUCUCAUCUUUUAAUCUCACCUGAGCUUUUCUCUUUCACUUGCUCUCCAGCCUGAGCAACAUAGCUUUAUCCGCGCGUCAAACUCACCCUCUCACCGGAUUGGUCGGUUUCAAUGGAGUGGGCGUGUCUAACCGGUACUUGUUAUUUAAAUGGCUUUGAAGCCUAGUGGAAACAGCACACGAGUUUACCGCACGUUACAUACAAGGAGAAACGUGGAGAUUUCUGUUCUAAUCUUUGAAUAUUUCAAGACCAUACGCGGAGAGAACAACAUCAAUGAGAAAAAUAUUGUGGAUAGUAAAACAAUUCGUGGGAUAUACAUAUGAGAACAGUUUCUUCAUUUACAAAUGACUUGACAUUUGAUUGAUGAAACCACCAGAGCAGAUGAAAAAGAAGUGACCACCUCAUCUCUGGGCCGUCAGACCUUUUUGUCAAUCAAAAGGUCCAACUGGAGCAACGAGACGCCUCCUGCGUCUGGCUCUGAACAACCCCACCAUUUCCUGCUUGUGUUGGUUUCCGUGAGUGUUUCAAAACUGUUUCUCCAACGCUUUUUCCAGAAACUCAGACUGUUUUCCAAAGCAGAAACCGCACAGACCUCCCAGACUGAGGUGAUGGGAAGUGUGCGGGCCAACCGCUACAGCAUUGUGUCAUCAGAGGAGGACGGCAUGAAGUUGGCCACUGCUGCGGUGCCAAAUGGGUAUGGUAAUGGGAAGAGCAAGGUGCACACCCGUCACCAGACCCAGAGCAGGUUUGUCAAGAAAGACGGACACUGCAAUGUGCAGUUCAUCAACGUCAGUGAGAAAAGCCAGCGCUACCUGGCCGACAUCUUCACCACGUGUGUGGACAUUCGUUGGAGAUGGAUGUUUGUCAUCUUCUGCUUGGCCUUCCUGCUGUCAUGGCUAUUUUUUGGAUGUAUCUUCUGGCUGGUCGCCAUAUUCCACGGAGAUCUGGAAAAUGGAAGUCCUAAGUGCGUUUCGAACGUAGGAACUUUCACGGCUGCGUUUCUCUUCUCCAUUGAGACGCAAACCACUAUCGGCUAUGGCUAUCGCUAUGUUACAGACGAGUGUCCCAUCGCAGUGUUCAUGGUGGUUUUUCAGAGCAUUGUAGGCUGCAUCAUUGAUGCCUUCAUCAUCGGUGCUGUUAUGGCAAAGAUGGCAAAGCCCAAGAAGAGGAAUGAAACGUUGGUCUUCAGCCACAACGCUACAGUGGCCAUGAGGGACAGUAAGCUAUGCCUGAUGUGGAGGGUGGGAAACUUGCGCAAGAGUCACCUAGUAGAGGCCCACGUUCGGGCUCAACUCCUUCGAUCUCGCACCACAGCUGAGGGCGAGUUCAUCCCUCUAGACCAAAUGGACAUUGAUGUGGGCUUUGACAGUGGCAUUGAUCGCAUCUUCCUGGUGUCACCCAUCACUAUUGUCCAUGAGAUCGAUGAGGACAGUCCUUUCUAUGACAUGAGUAAACAAGAAAUGGAAAACUCUGACUUUGAAAUUGUAGUGAUCUUGGAGGGUAUGGUGGAGGCCACGGCCAUGACCACCCAGUGCCGUAGCUCCUACAUGGCCAGUGAGAUCCUGUGGGGUCACCGCUUUGAGCCUGUCCUCUUUGAGGAGAAAAACUAUUACAAAGUAGACUACUCUCGCUUUCACAAGACCUAUGAAGUGCCCAGCACCCCCCUGUGCAGUGCUAGGGACCUUGCUGAGAAAAAAUAUAUUCUGUCCACCUCAAAUUCUUUUUGCUAUGAGAACGAGGUGUCACUUUCAAACAAAGAGGACAAAGAGGAAGGGAACGGGGAUAGCCUGGGGCCUGGAGGAACAAACACAGACACUUGCUCAGACUCUGAACACAGCCAGGCCACCAUUCCACUAGAACCGCGGCCGCUGAGGCGAGAGUCCGAAAUAUGACUUUGCAAAAGUCACGUAAAGGUUUAACAGACACCUCAUCAAACAAGCACUUUGAGCUGAACUGAGCCCUUCGGCAAUGCAGACUCAAGCUAAUCGUACAGUUGCAAGGUGGAAUCGACAGAAAAAACUGUACAAGAGUGUUCUUAAGAAUAUGCAGGGUUAUAUAAAACAGCAUAGAGGCACUGCACAGCUAAUGAAGAAUGCACAUCAAGGGGAAGAGAGGGUUACCCAAAUAGGCUACCUUUUAGACCGUUGCUUCUAAACGUCAUGAAGCAGAAAGGAUGUAACUCAUAGGCAAAACUUGAAAAUGAGCAAGCAUGUGUCCCUGUGCAUUUGUCCAAUUCAGUGCCAGAAUGAUUUCGAGCUUAGAAACAUAUUUUAAAACAUUUUAAGUCAUUCACAUAUUCUGCUACAAAAGUUGAUUUGAUGUCUGCAUUGAAAAUGUACAUGUACCCAGUCCUGUCCAUUUCAGUUGGGCAGUUUUAAUAGUAGCAAACAGGAAAAAUACACGAAUGCUUAAUAUUUACAAUAUGAAAAUCUGCAAAAAAACAAACAUUAGAAUUUAAAAGCAAUAACUCGCCACCUUUGGCACAGAAGGACUACAAAUUAGAAAUGUACAGUGUUAGUCAAUGUUUUAAGUAUAAUGAAAAGGACAUAAAAGUUCUGUUUCCACUGUGUAGUAAAUUAUUCCAUCAUCCCCUUUAUUCCUUUUCUGUUUGAGUCUGCUUGACUUAGUCUGUGCAUGCUGUUUGCUUCAGGAUAUCUGAAGGCAUGCUUUUAUGAAUCUGGGGAGAAAUGCACAGGAACAUGCCUGUUUAUUGCAAUAGAUCGGACAGGGUCUUUAGAUCAGUAUCAGAGUGAGACAUCACAGUCAUCGUGUCCGCAGGGGCAAAAAGAGUUAAUGUGUUAAUGAAUGUCUUUUUACAAGUGCUGCUAAGUUGCAUAUUAUAUAGAGUUUUAGAUGAAAACCAAAAAGAGUAUUCAAAAUUAUUUUUCAUAAAGAAUGGACAUGGGACAGUUGACAAGUCAAAACAUGGAAUAAUAUAUAUAUAUAUAUAUAUAUAUAUAUAUAUAUAUA